AUGAAAUAUAUCGAUAUUCGGACUUUCCUUAAUCACUACCUACCGCGGCGUAUUAGCACGGAUAUGCAGUCUUUAAUACGGGGCUUAGAGCCUGAUUCUGCGAUAAUGCGUGCGAUAGAUACGCGGAGGCCUCGUGAGCUAACCGAUAACCAAAAGGCAAGCGUCGAGGAAGUUUCCGAGCUUAAGGAACCGACGACUCUAUCUAUAAAGGUAGAGUGGACUCGUCGAAACGAGGCUGUUGAGGCUGUUCGGAUAUAUUGCGAUAUUCUCGAAGGGGGUCCACGCCGAGGUCGACAAUAUACGAAACAAGCGACUUUCACGAGGAAUCGGACAAUUAUGCGCAAUAUUUCGUUCCGCAAUGUCACCGGAGCGCUCUCUUUGUCAACAGAGGAAAGAACAUCGAGCGCAGAAGCUCCAACGAGAGAAAAUACCAAACAAUUUGAAUUUUUUCAAUGCUACGGAAUGAAACACUACUCUCGCCAAAAGCAUCUUCUGCGUUAUUUUAGAGACUCACAUUUGAAUGACCGUCAAUACAACCAGUGCAACGAGGCUGUUGAAGAUGAAAUGUGCCUGCGCCGAUAUGCUCAGGACAGACAUGGAUUGAAGACUUAG
Penicillium macrosclerotiorum is the source of this 612-nucleotide messenger RNA. RefSeq lists its product as uncharacterized. The record is from RefSeq and is a predicted model, not a curated record. NCBI's taxonomy places the organism in Eukaryota, Fungi, Ascomycota, Eurotiomycetes, Eurotiales, Aspergillaceae. Bases 1 to 612 code for a protein of 203 amino acids. The transcript is spliced from 3 exons.